CUGCAUUUCGGUGAUAUAUCUCCAUCUGCCACCUCAAGGUCUCCUGGUGAAAUCUCAUAUAUAUCCCUCCCUAGAGAAUCGUCGGCGACAGGGAUGCCAAUGUGUCGGAGGCAAAGAAUUUCAUUCAGACACUACACAGAAAGAAAGUGUGCCCUCUUAAAGUCGAGCUCAACCGUUCCACACAAGAGAGGUAUUUAAUUUUUCUCCAACCAGCUACCCCCCACCAUUUAAUUGACGCAACUGCAUUCAUCCGUAUAUACUGUCCCCAAUAAUUGCGCUGAAACAUGUUUUGCUCUGCGUGAAAGGCCUAGAGCGAGUAGUCAAGAUAUUAUUAGGAUUAUGCCAUUAUGCUCCAUCAAAGUUUUCUAAAGAUUCCUCAGUUACUGCCUAUUGUAGUUUAAUUGGUAGAUGGCCAUUAUGGCCAUGAUCAGUUCGGAGUUGAGACCUGCCAAAAUAAAUAGGAGUUUGUUGAAGAUGCCAAAAAUCCGAGGUUGGUGUAGUUAGAGAACUAAAAUCAUGUUAUUCGAUUUUGAUUCUUGUGAUUCAUAAUCGUUAGAUACAUGUGGUGACAAUCAUACAUGUUAUGGGUAGUAAAAUGUAUGAUCCAAACGGUGUUAAGUAUUGGACAAAAAAAUCCAGUAAACCUUGCACCUAAAUUUUGUUUUUUUCCCCCCUUCCUAUGGAGACGUGGUCGGCCCCAGAAAAGGCACCGGAUGCCUUUACCUUCCGCAAAGCUGCAGCACAUCCUCAUCGUGUUCCAGCAAUGCAAAAUAUUAGAAAAAAGGCCUGCCCCAUCUUUGGCUUGGUUGCAUUAUUUGUGGUCAAAACAACACUCAAGUUGGCCUGUUAUUAUGUUAAAGCACGUGGUCACAUGUGCUAUGACCACUUUCUCUUUCCUGCUUGCAGCUUACCCCCUAAUCCGAUGAUUACUAUCUCGAUCCAAUUACACAAAACAAAGCCAUGUUUCUUCAUGUACUCAUAGACAACGAAUACAAUACGUGCGUGGGAUCAGGGAUCUCACCUGGGUUUUCUAUUUUGUGUCUUUUACUUAAUCGAGAUGGGUCUUUUUCCCCACUUCAAAUGAACAUAUCUGUUCUUUCACUGCUGAACAUUCACACAGGAUGAAGUCAACUACCAACGGUACUACACCAUUUACUGUCAGAGCCGUAAUAAAGGGAAUCUGCUGCAUAUCUCUACAUCGCACGAGUCAACUCGUCCCGGAAACGGCCUCAGCUGAAGCUUCAUGAUGGUUAUAAGGUACACGCCAUGCUUCUUUCCCUUUACCCAACUGCAAGUCUGCAACUGCUAAUUUACUAAUUGCAUCUCAAUUCCUAUUAGCCUUUUCCCCAUUUUGCUAUGCUGUUACUGUUACCAUAGCUUGCUCUCUUUAACUGCCAAACCAAACACACGGGGUUUGGCCAGGAAAGCUACCCGCUAGCUUUCUGUACAGGACCAGUUUCGCUGCCCAUUGCUUCUUUACUAGCCAGAUUGUGAUUGAGGACAACAGUUCAUCCCACUGAUUUUUCUAAUGCAUUUCCAUGCCUUCCAGUCCCAAUCAAUUCAAUAUGGUCUCACUGAUAUUCUCUCCCUUCUUGUGAUAUAAUACAAAAUCAGCACCCACCAUAUUCCUCCCCAUUUAAGAAGGUUUUUGAUUAUUUUGAGUUAGCCAACCAUAUUAUACUGUUUCAACCUACAUUUCCCCAGUAUAAGAUCAUAAUGCAAAAAUUGGACGUUAGUGGCUUGCAUACCUUCUGCAAUCUGCAUAGCUGCCUCACACUAUACCAAACUAGUGGAUUCUGUUGACUAGGAAGACGAUAAGUAUGUGAGCAGGAAAGCAAAAGGUUCUUAUAAUCAUUGGCUUUCUGUAUUUUUUCUUUGGUAGUAGCUCGAGUGGCCCAGAGAGAGUUGUCAUGGGCGGGGAAAUUAGUAUUUUAUAGUUAGUGGGGAAGAAGACCACAUUUUUAUGAGAGGAAGGUGAAAUAGGGAGAGAGCCAUUGGUUCUGGUGGAAGUAGGGGUGUCCAUUUGGGUUCGGUUUUUCGGGUUUACUCAAAAUCAACCCGAUUAUAUAUAUUUUUGGUUUUUCGGGUUCGUUUCCGGUUUUGCGUUUUUUGGUUUCGGGUUCGGUUUUGCUUAUCGUUUUUUCGGGUUCCGGCUAAAAAUCUCCAAUGAAUAGAACUCAACCCGUAUUCUUAGACGUUCAGGUUUUUCAGGUUUCGGUUUUGCUUUAACCGAACCUGAACCCGAUAAGAAAUUUUCGAGUUUUGGGUAACCGGAACCCACAAGUCCUUAUCGGGUUCGGAUUCGGUUUUAGUGGUUUUCGGUUUCGGGUUUUCAGUUUUUUCGGGUUUCGGUUCGGGUAACCGAACCCGACCCGAAUUGACACCCCUUGGUGGAAGAAUGAAUGUGUUAGAACUUGGAAUAGAUGGCGAGGAAGAAAUGCUUGAAUCAUUGAUGCCAACAUCGUGGCUGUCUUCACGCUUGAAAAUGAUGGAAGGUUGGAAAAAAAAAAAAAAGUGAUUGCGUCCUUUUGUGAACACCUUUUGCUUGUGCCCUUAAAGUCAGUAGGUCCUGUGUCCUUGUUUAGGUGCUCCAUUGCCCAUUGGAAAUCCUAUACAUGGGGUGGGAGUCCUUAAACUCUAAUCCGAAGUUGAUCUCUGAUUUAUGCGUGAGUUGUAGCUUCAUUGGUUAAAAUAAUUGUUAAACGAUAUAUCUUGGUACUAGGUGUAAGUUAUAUUCACUUGUGUAAGUGUGUAACUUACGGUUCGUCUAGUUGGUAUUUUUGGGAACUUGGAUGGAAUUAGGGCCGUAAACGAUUCGAAGCGAGCCGAGGAUUGCCAUGGUUCGGGUUUGGCUCGUUAAAAUAAUUUCAAGUUCGAGUUCGGCUCGAGUUUGGCAUGAGUUUUAAUAGGCAAACUUGAGCUCGGCUCGUUUACAAUAAAAGUUCGAGUUCGGCUCAACAAAUGAGAUUAACGAGCAAUAUUAAAGUUCAACUGAUGAAAUGUCGAUUGUAGCUCAAGCUCGACUCACAAAACACCAACAACAAAGACUUAAGGGUUUUGAGCUUGUUUGCGAGCCUAUUGAGCAGAAUAUGUCAUGGCUCGAGUUCGUCUCGUUUACAAACAAGUUUGUUCAUGUCCGACUCAAUUAAAGACGAAUCGAGUGUUGAAUGAAUUUUUCUGACACUGAAUUGUUCAUAAGCAGGUUGAUUGAUUAACAUUAAUUGAAUUAGCUCUUGUGAGCUGAUCAAAUGUUUGCGGGUUAUAUUUGGAGGGGUAUCAAAGCCCAAAGUUCGGCAUAUUAUAUGAUAGCGGCCUACCCAGCUUUCUAUCCAUGUCAAGCCCAUUUUGAUGAGCCAAUAGCCCUAAUCAAGUACGGAUACCAACUGGUCUAAGGUCCUAGUCAGGCAAGGCCAUUAUUACAGGCCUGGUUUUGGGGCCUUAGUUUUUAAUGGCAUAUGGAGUUGUACACCUGUAAUUUUUUUUUUUGGGAUUUUGGAGUAUAAAUUUGGUCACGGUUUAUAUUUAUCAUUUGUGUUCUUAUAUUUUCGAUACAAUAAUUAAUAAUUUUCCUAUAAAUUUACUAUUUACAUUUAAUUGGUUUGAUUGUUGACGAGUUAUAUUCACUUUAUCUCUUAAGGUUGGGGUGUACAACAAUAUGGUAUGGACUAAACUAGUAUGAUUCGCGGUCAAAUAGUGAAAGACAUCUGAAGAUUAAAGACAGGAUUAUUCGGUUCGAUUUUGUUCGAUCCAAAUGACAAUUCAUUUCAUUUUUUUGUACUUAAAAAAUUCAUGAAAGCUAUAAUCAUACUACAUCAGAUUCAAUUCGAUAUGGUUCAGACUCUCGUACAUGCAUCAUUUUGAUCCCGUGCGAUCCGACUAAACCCUUGCUUUCUCAGAAGGGAUCAGAAUCCUUGGCUCUUCUUAUCUAUCAGAUCAGCUACUCGAUUGAACCCACGUGGCAACGAUCCACCCUUUUGGGAGAUAAUUGGUAGAAACAUCGGAGACGUGGCGAACACAGUCCCCAAAUCCAGACCUAAAGUUCUCUCUCUCUCUCUCACACUCACUCCCCCCUCGUGCACACAUUUACUGUAGUCUCUCAGCUAUCUCUCAACACCAUCUGUCUGUUCUUUCUGGGGAGCGAGGAGGAAGAAGAAGAAGCAGAAGAGGGAAGAUGGCUUUAGCAGUAAAGGCGUUACCUUUCACGUUUGUGGCGCACGCGAUUGCGGUCGUGGCUGCAGUCAUGGUUUUGGUUUGGUGCAUCCACUUCAGAGGCGGCUUGGCUUGGGAGGAUACCAACAAAAACCUUAUCUUCAAUCUUCACCCCGUGCUGAUGUUGAUCGGCCUUAUUAUCAUAGGAGGCGAAGCUAUAAUAAGCUACAGGUCUCUCCCUCUGAAGAAAGAAGAGAAGAAACUCAUCCACCUGGUUCUCCAUGCCGUUGCACUCAUCCUCGGAAUUAUUGGCAUCUACAUGGCGUUCAAAUUCCACAACGAGAGUGGCAUCGCCAACCUUUACAGUUUGCAUUCCUGGCUUGGCAUCCUCGUCAUUUCCCUCUAUGGCAUCCAGUGGAUAUAUGGAUUCAUCAUCUUCUUCUACCCCGGAGGUUCGAGCACCCUUAGGAGCGCGUCCCUUCCCUGGCACGUGCUGCUCGGGCUGUUUGCAUUCGUGUUGGCAGUCGGCACUGCAGCAAUUGGGUUCCUUGAGAAGCUGACAUUCCUUCAGAACUCCGGGCUAGCUAAGUACGGAUCCGAGGCUUUGCUUGUGAACUUCACUGCCGUGGUCACCAUUCUGUACGGUGCCUUCGUCAUACUGUCUGUAGCCGGUCAGAAGCAGGCUGAGGAUGACUUCUAUACAGCCAUAUGAGUGACCUAGAGAAUGUGGUUUGUGUAUUGGAGGAGGGAACGAACGAGACUUGAUCUGGUAAUACUGGGUCGUGCUUAUGCGUAAGUACCCAUUUAAAUAUAAAAUUAGCACGAUGGAUCCUCUAUUGUAGAGCAUAUUUCUAUUGUGUAUAUUUGGCCAUUGUGAUUCUCUUGUGCUACAGCAGAAGUCAGGAGACAGGAAUCGCAAUUUUGCCUGAAAAGGGAAGCUCGCUGAUGUUCACAAAUAAGGGGAUCUCUAUUUCUUUUUGGGCAGAUUACUUUCGACUAAAGCAAUUUUCUUAUGGAUCCUUGGGAAUUGACUAUUGAGUGACAAAUUGCACACGGUUAUGCAGCAUAAAAAAGGGGCUAAUUUAAGGCAACAAUUGGCGUUAUUUGGAGUUAAAAAUUGGCUAGACAACUUUUGAUUGUUUGUGGCUCUGAAGAUCUUGAAAAGUUGUGCAAAAAAAAAAAGUUCAUGUUGAUUAGAUAAUCGGUCAAAGUUAUCGUCGUUUAAUUCUUUUUGUAUGUAAUAUAUUGAUCGGUUUUGACCAAAGUGAUCAUUCGCAGAUUAUUGAGGUCUUAACUGUCAAGGAAUCUAUGUAAGAUUACUGACACUAUGUUUGGGAAAAUGUGCAAAUGGGAGGAGGGUGCAAAUGAUAAGAGUAAACAUAGUUUCCAAGA
Messenger RNA from Linum trigynum, 5541 nucleotides. The record is from the annotation of a GenBank genome assembly. Lineage: Eukaryota; Viridiplantae; Streptophyta; Magnoliopsida; Malpighiales; Linaceae.